AUGAAGCCAGCGACGCAGAUGAUAAAGAUCAAGGGGAGGUUGCGCUGCACCAAUGGCGCAUUAGUGGUAGUCGUGUCUGUCAACGACACAAAGCACAGACAUAGUGGAGCAUCUGGAACUGGGAUCAGAUUGCUUUCCCCAAAUGUGCAGUUGGCUGAAAAGGCAGUACUGACGCACCAUACCAGGUAUCCAGCCAUGGCAGCAAGAAGCAAUGCAAAGUUCCUUCGUGAGCUGCUCAUUUUAUCCCGAUUUCAUAAAUACAACCCUGUCUUCACCACCUUCGCAGGAGCUUGGUCCGCGUUGCUGGCCGGGGCUGCGGAACUUGCCGAUCAACGCUCGACCAUCUCGCCUGCCUUUGUCUUUCAGCAAACGGCAUUAUGCGUCCUGGCCGCGUAUUUGUUUUGCGGGGCUGGCAUGGUCUGGAACGACUGGAUCGAUCGCGACAUUGAUGCCAAUGUUGCCCGGACCAAGCAUCGUCCCCUGGCCAUGGGCUCGGUCACUACGGCCCAGGCAAUGGUAUGGAUGAUGUUGCAGGUCAUCAUGUCUUGGGGUGUCCUCCACGUCAUGCUCGAUAACAAGGAUGUGUUGAAACACUUGAUACCAGUCAUGGUGGCAUCGAUUCUUUACCCUUUUGGGAAGCGACCCCUGGCUCGUAAGCUCUUGAUUUAUCCGCAGUACAUCCUGGCCUUCACCAUUGCUUGGCCGGCUAUUCCGGGUCGGGCCGCCAUUUGCGGCCACUACGAAACCUUCGCUGAGACCACCCGCCAAUGCCUUCCCCUAUGCGUUAUGGUGUUCUUCUGGACCAUCUACCUGAACACGGCGUAUAGCUAUCAGGACGUGGUCGAUGACCGCAAGAUGAAAGUGAAUUCCUUCUACAACAUUGCGGGAAAUCAUAUUCACGUAUUGCUUGUGCUGCUCGUUAGUCCUAUACUACUGGCCCGAUUCGACCCGAAACAACCUGCCAGCGGAGGGGCCCUGCACAAGAGCAACUUCAUUCUUGGAGUCUGGACUAUCCUUGCUUGCGCAAUCGAGGUAUCCCUUAGUGCAACUUAA
Fusarium redolens is the source of this 1053-nucleotide messenger RNA. RefSeq names its product UbiA prenyltransferase family-domain-containing protein. Gene Ontology annotation, cellular component: membrane. Gene Ontology annotation, molecular function: transferase activity, transferring alkyl or aryl (other than methyl) groups. Lineage: Eukaryota; Fungi; Ascomycota; Sordariomycetes; Hypocreales; Nectriaceae. The transcript is spliced from 6 exons. The record is from RefSeq and is a predicted model, not a curated record. The coding region runs from base 1 to 1053 and encodes 350 amino acids.